Benincasa hispida (wax gourd) is the source of this 1891-nucleotide messenger RNA. RefSeq lists its product as uncharacterized. NCBI's taxonomy places the organism in Eukaryota, Viridiplantae, Streptophyta, Magnoliopsida, Cucurbitales, Cucurbitaceae. The record is from RefSeq and is a predicted model, not a curated record.
UUUCUAGUAUUUUCUUUUCCACCAUUUUCCCGGAAAAAUAUUCGAAGCUAUAAAUCCCCAAACCUUGCUUGUCCUACUCUCAUUUCCCCAAGAUUUUUCAGCUUUCUCUUCACUCUGCAGCAUCUUUUCUCUGUUCUUAAUAAUCCCAUUUCCAUUUCCAUAACACCCACUUUGCCAAAUCUGUUGUAAUAUAUUUGGAACUUUUGAGCUUCGUGGAGAAGUUUCAUUGAGAUUGGGUGGUCUUUUUGAGUUCCAGAAUCUUGGUGUUAGGUUGAAACUCCGCUACUUAAUGUGUGCACACUGUGCAGUAUGUACAAUCUUAUAAACAUCAUUUGAGAAGUAUCUAGUCCACCAAAAAAGAAAAAGAAGGAUGUGGUUAUCCUGCAUUUUGAUAAUAUGAAGACGACACAGGGCACCAAAGAAUUAGCUCAAACUUCUCGUGAUUCAACAAAUGAUAAAGCAAAUGAGAAAACAAAUGAAAAAGUAAAUACAACUGAGGCACCUAUUACAGAUUCAAGUUCUGUAUCGGCAACAAGCAAUGACAGCAAGAGAGUCUCACCUCAAGAUAUUGAAUUUGUUCAGAAUCUAAUUGAGCGAUGCUUGCAAUUAUACAUGAAUAGAGAUGAGGUGGUUAAAACACUCCUGACUCGUGCAAGAAUAGAUCCUGGAUUUACAACUCUGGUAUGGCAGAAAUUGGAAGAGGAAAAUGCCGAUUUUUUCCGUGCGUAUUAUAUAAGGUUGAAAUUGAAAAAACAAAUCCUCUUAUUCAACCAUUUGCUUGAGCAUCAAUAUCACCUCAUGAAGUAUCCUAUGCCUCCCAAGGUUCCAUUGGCACCUAUUCAGAACGGGAUUCACCCUAUGCCUGUUAAUAACAAUAACUUACCUAUUGGGUACCCGGUCCAUCCUCAAUCUAUCGCUCCAGUCCCAGGUCAACCCCAUAUUGAUACUUUGGGCAAUGGAAUAUCAAGUUGUCAUAUAGUCAAUGGAGUCCCUGCACCAAGUAACUAUCAUCCUAUUCGGAUGAAUUCUGGGAACGAAGCAUUGUCACCCAUGUCAGAGAUUCCUAUGAGUCCUACAUCUGUGGCAUCCAGUGGUCAUUUCCCAUUCUCAGCAACAGAGAUCUCCGGAAUUGGAGCUGAGACUUCAACUCUUGAAACUGCCUUCACAUCAGAUGUUGCGAAUUCUGUGGGUUUGCAGCUUCCUACGGAUGGUACUGAUGGAAAUUCUCGGGAUUCUUUCAGAUCACUGGAUCAAAUUCAGUGGAAUUUCAGUCUGUCAGAUCUUACAGCAGAUUUGUCGAAUUUGGGAGAUCUAGGAGCUUUAGGAAAUUAUCCUGGUUCUCCCUUUCUGCCUUCUGAUUCAGAUAUUUUGCUUGAUUCUCCAGAGAAUGAGGAUUUAGUUGAGGAGUUUUUCGUCGAUUCUGUGCCUGGGCCACCAUGCUCGCAAUCAGACGAGGAGAAAACUUAGAUGCAAGGUUAGGCAGUUGGUGUUUCCUUUCACGUUGAUUAGUUUGGAUAAGAUGAAAUCAAGUCAAUAACUAAUAAGCCUUUGCUAGAAAUUUUGUGGGGACUGUUACCUUCAGAUUGGAACCAUCUUGAAAUCGAUAGCGGUUAGCUUGUAUGCUUUGUAUGAUUACUGAGUAGAAAAGUAGACAUGGCAGUGGAGGAAUUUCUCUGCAUUGUUCUUUUACAAAGCACUUUAGCAGUUUGAAAGUUGAGGCUAUGAUUUGUUUUCAUGUGUUUUUUGUUGGCAGCCUUUUUGGAUUUCUGUUCAAAAUCUCUGGUCUUUUUUGAAGUUCCUUAGUCUGCAGAAAUAGACUCAAACGAUGUCUGCUAAUGUAUAAUCAAUUGGUAUAAUAUGGACUUCCAGGUGGAUAAGGAUCGAUUUCCUU